AUGGUUGAAGCAGGAUGGUAUUUCUGCCCUAACGAAGAGAGUGAUGAUUUGGUCAGCUGUCCGUACUGCAAGCUCUCUUUGGAUGGAUGGGAGCCAAAAGACCACCCCUUUGAUGAACAUUAUCGUCGCUCUUCCGACUGCUCGUUCUUCGAAUUCUCAAAGCAUCCUAAGAAGUCUAGCAAAUCGACGCGUGCCAAGGCAGUGCGUGGUUCAAAGGCUUCGCGACUCUCUACACAAUCAAAUGCUACAGCUGUUUCCGAAGCACCGUCUGUCGACUUCGACGAUACCAUGGAGCAAAGUAUUAUAUCCCAAGGCGGAAGCCGUGCUUCCAAGGCUCCAAAGAAAACAACCAAAUCAAAGUCUAGAACUGCAAAGACGAAGAAAGAAGAGGACGCAGAUGUUCACAAUGAGAGGGCGAUCACUGAACAGCAUGAUAAAGAAACAUCAUCUUUACUUGAAAGCCCUUCACGUGGCACAAAAAGGAAGAGCGCGGCAAUCAGUGGAAUGGAAGGGAAUAACCUAGACAAUAACCAACCAGAGCCAGAGCCAAAGCCAAAGAAGAAACGUGUCACAUCAACACGGACAAAGAAGGCCAGGAGUACAGCAAAUUCUGUGGUUGAUUAUGCUGAACCUACAGAUGACGAAUUAGUUCUGGAGGCCGCUUCAAAGCCAAAGCGAGGCCGUAAGAAAGGGAGCACCAACAAGAUAAGAAAAUCAUCUAUUGCAUCCAAUACUCCAGCUACCUCAUCAAAUUCUCAGAUACCCAAUGAUGAUGAGAUCGAUGCGCAGUUGGAAGCUGACCUUGACAAAGAUCUCCCCGUGGAGGAUAUGGCUAGCAGCACAGCUGAAAAGGCCCAUAGCCAACGGCGCAAGAAAUCUAGCAUGAAAGAUGAACAUUUGGAUGAGCCGCCAAAGAAAGCUUCAACAAAAUCUACAAGGAAGAAGCAAACAUCUACUGCUUCCGUGGCCAAGCUAGAACAGCCUCCACAGCUGCAUUCGGAAGUGGACGUGGAUACGGACGAGCCGGUCAUCUCAAUACCAACUCAGUCCCAAGAAGAUACUUCGCCCCCUAAAAGAGUCAAACAAACAAAGGCGAAAACUACAACGAACACUGCCAAAUCUCGAAAGAAGAGGACAGACAGUAGUAACGUCAAUGACAUCAAUCUACCUGAGGCUACUGAACCAAGUGAGGAUGUGGAAUCGAACAAAGACGAGCCAACAAAGCCUCGAUUGUCUAAGGGCAGGAGUAGUAAGAAAGAUAGUGAGGUAGAUGCCGCCAAAACGACAAGGAGCAGAGGCCCCAGCAGCCAACGUCCAGUGACAGAGUCGUUGCCUCGAAAAGAGGCUGGCUCAGCAAAAGAGGAACCUGACAGUCAGCCUAUUGGUCGUCGGUCCUCUGAACAAGUACAGCAGGCCCAAGAAACUCCCUCUAGAAUGAGGCCAUCUGCACAACAAACCCCCCGUGAAAAUGGCCCAUCAUCGUCUCCUCAAGCUUCUGAUGCAGAAAACCGACCACCUUCAAGUAAGCCAUCGACAAUGUCCAAAACACAGCCCCAUGCGGUUUCACAAUCUAUCGAGGAACCUUUGGUCACGAAGACACCUGUUCUAUCUCCUCCAAAGGGAGAAUCGAGCUCGAGACAACUGACCACAGCUGAUCCUUGGGAACCCAUUGAUCCAGAUGAAGCCCUCCUCCCUGACCCAACAGAAAAGGAGGGCGUGUCUCUAGCAGAGGUUUUGCACGCCGCAAAGGAUGGGAUUACCAGUCCUGAGAAGCGAAUGAGUAUCGAAGAGUGGAUAUUCUGGAACGCAGAAAAAGGCGAAGAGAAAUUGCGCAACGAAUGCGAGAGAGUCGUUGGUAUUUUUGAAAGGGAAGGCGGACGUGCAAUGCAGGCACUGAACGGAAUCGAGUGCAUAGAUUAA
This is a messenger RNA of Trichophyton benhamiae CBS 112371, 1920 nucleotides long. RefSeq names its product GPI-anchored cell surface glycoprotein, putative. The coding region runs from base 1 to 1920 and encodes 639 amino acids. Lineage: Eukaryota; Fungi; Ascomycota; Eurotiomycetes; Onygenales; Arthrodermataceae. The record is from RefSeq and is a predicted model, not a curated record. The transcript has 2 exons.